Messenger RNA from Rhizopus microsporus ATCC 52813, 438 nucleotides. RefSeq lists its product as uncharacterized. Bases 96 to 329 code for a protein of 77 amino acids. The record is from RefSeq and is a predicted model, not a curated record. Lineage: Eukaryota; Fungi; Mucoromycota; Mucoromycetes; Mucorales; Rhizopodaceae. The transcript has a single exon.
CACCCACACAACUGAUCAAUUACUUGGCUGACCAGCGUACCACCAAACAUUUGAAGUCUUCCACUUUGCUGACAUACGCCAUCGACAUUAUUGCCAUGUUCCCCGCCGACACCCAAUCCGAUAUCCGUAAUUCAAGGCUCUUCCAAGAUUUUAUCAAGGCACUACGCUCGAACACCAUUCUCUCGCCAAAACAUUGGUCCUACGAUGUUACUCCUGCUAUUCAAUACCUCAAAUCUUGGGGCCCCAAUUCAGCUCUCAACAAGGCCCAGCUGACGGCGAAAGCUUGUUGGCUCCUCGCUAUGGCUGGUUUCCUACGCCUUCCGAUCUAGAACACGUGAAUUUAGACGCGACUACGGUUUCUUCUGAUAAGGUUCUCUGUCUGAGUAUCGUAGCUCUCAAGGAGAAACGUCAAGGCCAGCGUGUGGCGAAAGUCAUCAC